Messenger RNA from Ipomoea triloba (trilobed morning glory), 1523 nucleotides. RefSeq names its product ferredoxin--NADP reductase, root-type isozyme, chloroplastic-like. NCBI's taxonomy places the organism in Eukaryota, Viridiplantae, Streptophyta, Magnoliopsida, Solanales, Convolvulaceae. The coding region runs from base 201 to 1337 and encodes 378 amino acids. The transcript is spliced from 5 exons. The record is from RefSeq and is a predicted model, not a curated record. Gene Ontology annotation, molecular function: oxidoreductase activity.
GAAAUAGAAAGGAGAAGAAAAGCUAUGAAGAGGCAAAUAGCCAAAUAGGAUGCGUAGAUGCCCUUUGGACUGCUCAAAGGAUCAAACCCCCUUCCAUCUUCCUGCCCAAAACCCCAUCCUCCCCCUUCAUAAAUCUCCCUACACCCCAUUGUUGACUUCUAAUUCUAUUGCGAGAUACAAGAGCUGUGUGGAGUGCGAUCAUGGCAGCCGUCUCUCAGUUUAUGCAGGUCUCAGUUGCUGUUGCUCUCAAUGGAGAUUCGUCUCUACAAAGAUCCGCCCUCAAGGCUAACAGCAUUACAUUCAACAACAGAUCGCCGAUAUCUUUCCAACCUUUUGACUUGAAAACCAGAAAUGGAAAAUCCCGGAGCCAAUAUGUUGUUUGCAUGUCAGUGCAACAAGCUAGCAUACCCAAAGUUACUGUUUCACCAUUAUCACUUGAAGAUGCAAAAGAACCUCCACUGAACUUGUACAAGCCUAAGGGGCCAUACACAGCAACCAUUGUCUCUGUUGAGAGGAUUGUAGGCCCAAAAGCUCCUGGUGAGACCUGCCAUAUUGUGAUUGAUCAUGGUGGUAAUGUUCCGUACUGGGAAGGACAAAGCUAUGGUGUAAUUCCUCCUGGAGAAAACCCAAAGAAACCAGGUAGCCCCCAUAAUGUUCGUUUAUAUUCAAUUGCAUCCUCCAGAUAUGGAGACUCUUUUGAUGGGAAGACAACCAGUUUGUGUGUUAGACGCGCUGUUUAUUAUGAUCCCGAGACAGGAAAAGAAGAUCCUUCCAAAAACGGAGUUUGCAGCAAUUAUCUAUGUGAUUCAAAACCUGGAGACAAAGUGCAGAUCACAGGUCCUUCUGGAAAGAUAAUGCUUCUACCCGAAGAUAACCCAAAUGCCACCCACAUUAUGAUUGCCACUGGUACCGGUGUGGCUCCCUUCAGAGGCUACCUUCGUCGCAUGUUUAUGGAAUCCGUCCCCACAUUCAAGUUCAACGGCCUCGCUUGGCUCUUCCUAGGGGUGGCCAACACCGACAGUCUUCUGUACGACGAUGAGUUCGCCAAGUAUCUCCAGGACUACCCAGAUAAUUUCAGGUACGAUCGUGUUCUUAGCCGAGAACAGAAGAACAAGAAAGGAGGCAAGAUGUACGUCCAAGACAAAAUCGAAGAAUACAGCGACGAGAUCUUCAAACUGCUGGAUGAAGGUGCACACAUCUAUUUCUGUGGGUUGAAGGGCAUGAUGCCUGGAAUUCAGGAUACAUUGAAGAGAGUUGCAGAGGAGAGAGGGCUGAGCUGGGAGACCAAGCUUUCGCAGCUUAAGAAGAACAAACAAUGGCAUGUUGAAGUGUACUGAGAAUGUUGGGAACUUGAAACUCAAAGGAAUCAUGGAUUAUCUUCUCUCCUGUUUGAAACAGUAAUUGUUGUUUAGAAUUCUUGAAACUCAAGGGAAUCAAGAUUGUAUUCCUGUAUUUGAAAACAGAAAUAUUAUUAGGAAUAAAUGCUUCUAGCUUUAUCUAAGCCUUCAACAUUUUGUACUCAA